AUGUCAAAAAGGACAUAUUUGAGUGGUUCAGACAAAAGAAAAAGACUUGCGAUCCAAAAAGAAAAAAUUAACAAAUUGCCUAAGCUUACUUCAUUUUUUACACUCGAGGAAACUAACAGGCAGAAUGAGUUUUCGACCUCGUUAUAUCAAGGUACCUCUAAAUUUGAAAGUCCAGAAAUUGGACCCACUUUUAAUGAUACAACUAGUGUUUUGAGUUCAUCAACUCCAAAUUUUACUACAAAUACACAUAUUAUAGAAAAUAUAUCUCACGACCCUGGUACUUACUGUGAUGAUAUUUUAACUGAAGAAAAACGCGAUAUUUGGAUACUCAAAGGACCAGAGUUUUUCCAGAAUAAAAAUAGUGACUUCUCCGAAACUUUUACAAGUUUUUCAGAUGUAAGUGGUAAAACAAAAACUAGAAGCUUGACUAGAAAUGUUUUCACCCGCAAAUUGACGAAUGGAGAGUGUGUAGAAAGAAGUUGGCUCAUAUAUUCGCCGUUGAAGAAAUCUGUAUAUUGUUAUUGCUGUCGUAUUUUUAAUUAUACUAUUACUAUAGGCAACAGUUUGAGUUCUUCUAAUGGAUACAAAGAUUGGAAACAUAUUAGUAACUUUUUAAUGGAGCAUGAGAAUAGUUCACUACACAAGCAAUCAAUGAUGAAGUAUGUCUCAAGAAGCAAAACUAUUGCUCGAGUGGAUAAUGGAUUGAUUUCUCAAUACAAUGCUGAAAUCAAUUAUUGGAAGAAUGUACUCAAAAGGAUUGUUGCUGUGGUAAAGUUUUUGGCUUCAAGGGGACUUGGAUUUCGUGGUGAUAAUGAAAUGUUGGGAUCUCAAAAUAACGGUAAUUAUUUGGGAUGCUUAGAAUUAAUAAGCGAAUUUGACCCUUUUCUAGCUGAUCAUAUACAAAACUACGGAAGUCGUGGAAAAGGAAGUACAUCAUAUUUGUCUGCAAAUAUUUGCAACGAAUUUAUUAAUAUAAUGGGGGAAAAAGUGUUAACAACAAUUAUUAGUGAAAUAAAAGCAGCAAAAUACUAUUCAAUAAGCGUCGAUUCCACUCCAGAUCUAUCUCAUGUGGACCAACUCACUUUUAUUGUACGGUUUGUUAAAGACGGAAAGCCUAUUGAGAGAUUUUUGCAAUUUUUGCCUAUCGAAGAGCAUAAAGCGCAAUAUAUAGCAGAUACGGUUUUAAACUUUUUGGAAGACCAUAAAAUUCCAAUAAAAAAUUGUCGUGGGCAGAGUUACGACAACGCAGCAAAUAUGGCAGGAAAGUAUUCUGGGCUACAGGCAAGAAUUAAAGAGCAAUGUAAAUUUGCAAUUUUCGUCCCGUGUGCAGCACAUUCAUUGAACCUGGUAGGGGUCCAAGCGGUUGGAUGUGUUUCAGAAGCAGUAUCAUACUUUCAAUUAGUCCAGAAAUUGUUCAAUUUUUUUUCAAGUUCAACCAAUCGAUGGAAGAUAUUAAAAGGAUGUUUAGGCGGACAAAAAGUUCUGAAAAACUUAUCUGAAACCAGAUGGUCGGCACGAGCUGAUGCUAUUAAUGCUUUGCACAAUGGUUAUAAUCAUAUUUUUGAAGCUUUAUUAUUAAUUGCUAAAAACACCGAUCAAUCAGCAGAAACGAAAAACGAGGCACAAAGUCUUGGCAAAAAAAUGGAAAAAUUGAAGACCGUUAUCCUAACUGAGACAUGGAAUGACCUUCUGGGAGCUAUAAAUAAAACAAGCUUAAGUUUACAGAAUAAUACUAUAACAAUGGACGUUGCAACAAAACUGUUUGCAUCACUUAGCGAGUAUAUUAGUAAUGCACGCAAUAAUUUUGAUCAGUAUGAAUCGGCCGCCAAAGAAAUUAAUCCAAAUUCUGACUAUAAAGAUAAAUUUCAAAGAAUAAGAAUUCGAAAUGAAAGUGAGAAUACUGGAAGACUAAGUACAGUAAAAGGUUAUAUGAGUUAUGCUGUUGAUGGAAAUGGUCCUACACAAAAUUCAGGAUUUCAAUCUACAUCUGAAGGAGGAGGAAGUGUUGAGCUCAUCAUUCCUUUAUCACACUUAGAGACUGUGCAGUUGAGUGGUAAAGAAAAAUUUUAUGUAGAAACGUUCCUUCCCAUAAUCGACACGCUAAAUACACAUUUAAUACAACGAUCGGAAUCGUACAAAGAAAUUAAUGAACGUUUUAGUUUUUUUACUCAGUUACGAACAAUUGAACCUAAUCAUUUGAAAAAAAAAUGCAAAGAAUUGGCAGAUUUCUAUUGUGAAGACAUAAACACUAAUGAGUUAAAUUCAGAAUGUUUUCAUUUAAGGGAAUACUUGAAAACCUUCAAAAAUGAAUCCAUGGACUUAAGUAUCUUAGACAUACAUUCUUUAAUAAAAGCAGACAAAUUAGCAGAAACAUUCCCAAACGUGGAAGUUGCCACAAGGAUUUUCCUUUGCCUCAUGAUCACCAAUUGCAGUGGGGAGCGCUCAUUUUCACAACUAAAAAGAAUAAAAAACGAAUUACGAACAACUAUGUUGCAAGAACGGUUAACCAAUUUGUCAAUAAUGUGCAUAGAAAGUGAUCUCCUUCAAAAACUAGACUUCGAAGAUAUAAUUGAAGAUUUUGCACAUCAGAAAUCUCGAAAAAAGCCGUUGCUUACUUAA
Molecule: messenger RNA, 2619 nt
Organism: Metopolophium dirhodum (rose-grain aphid)
Lineage: Eukaryota; Metazoa; Arthropoda; Insecta; Hemiptera; Aphididae
Product: zinc finger MYM-type protein 1-like
Exons: 3
Coding region: 1-2619 (872 amino acids)
Molecular function (GO): protein dimerization activity
Source: RefSeq, a predicted model, not a curated record